Trichogramma pretiosum is the source of this 2763-nucleotide messenger RNA. Its product is annotated as outer dense fiber protein 2. Gene Ontology annotation, cellular component: centrosome. The record is from RefSeq and is a predicted model, not a curated record. Bases 53 to 2698 code for a protein of 881 amino acids. NCBI's taxonomy places the organism in Eukaryota, Metazoa, Arthropoda, Insecta, Hymenoptera, Trichogrammatidae. Gene Ontology annotation, biological process: regulation of cilium assembly. The transcript is spliced from 14 exons.
UAAGAUACUUGAACUACAUGAUGCGCGUAUUUAAUUUUUCUGAUUAUCAACAAUGAACUUUCAUUUCGCUAUGAUUCGCCAUAACGUUACUCCUGUUUUUUUACUGUUUUGUUGUUUAGCAUUAGGAGUUCCGGUUGGCCAAGGUCAUAGCAGCACCUCACUCGUAGAAUGUUUGCCUUUCGAAGAUACCGCGGUAAUGAACGAAAUAUCCCAGUUUCAAGAAGAGGCGAGACGCCUCAAAGAAGAAAUUCAAAAUUUAAAAGCUAUUAUACAGAGAAUCAAUCAAAACGACUGUUUGACGAAAGAAAUGACCUCCGAACUCAGCACCGUGCAAGGAGAACUGGCCGAAAAACUCUGCAAAAUGAAUUCCAUAACGCGAAAAUUGGAGCGGCUGAUGGGUUUGGUCGAUCCCGGUACCGAAACGUUCGCUAAAAUGUUCGACAUGAAGCCGUUCCCGCACGACACAGUGACUUGCGUCGACUGCCCGAAAAAGAAGAAGCCGUGCGAUACGCAGUCUUGCGCCAGCGCCUGCAACGAGGAUUUGCUCCAGUGCGACAAGGAGUCUUGCGACACCGAGCCACGCAAGGGCGGCUGCGAUAGAUUCAUUUUCCCCGAGAUCGACUAUCCGGAAGAUAAACUGCCGAGGCUCAUCGUUUGCGGUAAUACCGAGGAGGACUUUCCGAAAAUCGUCGUUGCCGACAGUCGUCCGCAUAGCCGUGAAACUUGUCCAGUAAAAAAGACACAGGAGUCCGUGUGCCAGCUCGCAAAGGAAAAUACCGAGCUCGAGAGUAGCAAAUUUCAGCUUGAGCGAAAAUUAUUGGAGAAAGAUGAAGAAUUACAAAGACUACAGCGAAAAGUCUGCAGUCUCCAGGCCGAGAUGCGAGCGGUUCAGAAAAUGAACACCGACCUAAGCACUACCGUUGAUUGUCUGGUGAAAAACAAACCUCCACCCCCUUCGCCUUGUCCAAAAGCACCGUCGUGUCCUGCCGCUCCACCUUCCAGAUCUCCUUGCUUGCCUCCGAAAAAGUCCUGCGCUCAAACACCGAUGUCGGGUUGCGGCCAACCAACGCAGCAAAAGUCUCGUUGCUGUGGAGGCGGCAACGACAUGUACGAGGCACUGCGUCUACACGGCGGUGCGUCGGCAUGUUGCGGCGGCGGCGGCGGAGGAUGUGGUCCACAAAGCAAAUCCCACGGUCGUAAUAAGGGCCACGAGCGAGGAAAUAACAUCGAAGAUCACGUACAAAAUUUGUGCGAGCAGCUGUCGAAUAUCGAGUGCGAAGUGCGCAUGAUGCAGGACGAGCUUACGUGCAAACAAAACUCUCAGCAGGACCAAACGCCCUGCAAGGUAAAUUGCGAGGACCAGUCGUGUACACCGGCGGCGCCUAAGAAAUCGGCCCGGCCUUGUCCCCCGCCGCCGUGCCCGAAAGCUCCGCAAGCCGACUGCUGCGAGAGCAACCUGAGCGAGUUAAAGGAGCAAUACAAGAGACUGCAGGACGAUUACAAGAGCAAAUUGUGCGAGGUGUCGCAGCUGCGAUCCAACACGGACGAUCUGAAGCGGAACGCGCGCGAGGCCCGCGAGGAGCGCGACCGCCUCGAGGUUCAGCUCUGCGACGCUCUCGAGCGCAUUCGCAACAUAGAGGCCGAGCGCGACCGACUGCUCGGCUGCAACGAGCAAAUGAUCGAGCAAGAGCAGGCGCUGAUAAUUGCGAGGCAACGUUUCCGCGAGACGCAGGACGAGCUCGAGGAGUUGCGGACGAUGAUUCGCGAUCAAGCGCAGCAACUCGACGAUUACAGAAGCAAAUAUCUGCACGCCCAGCAGCAGGUCGAAGAACAGCGCCGACAGCUUGACCUCAUGGAGAUGGAUAACGCUCGAAUGAACGAAAACGUAACUCUGGAAAUAAAUCGGGUCAAAAAUCAAUUUCAAGAAAAACUCGCUGAACUGGCCCCGCUACCCGAAAUACUCAAGCAAACUCAGAUUAAACUUCAAGAAACUCAACAAUACAGAUUAGUUGCCGAGCACAAUUGCGAAGAUUUGUCUCGUGAUCUUCACGCAACCCAAGAUACCAUCGUCGAUCUUCAGAACAAACUAAAUAGUGCCUUAGAAGCCAACAAAGAAUUACAGGAAGAGAAGAACGACGGAGGUGGUAUAAUUGAGCAAUUGGAGGUGAAGAACGGCCAGUUGAGGACGGAAAAUGAAAGGCAGAAGAAUAAUGUGUGUCGCUUGGAGGAGCAAAACAAAACUUUGCAAAAGCGACUCGACGAAAAAACCCACGAAGUCACCCAACUCACAUCCAUGUUGGAACAGGUUCGUGAGGAUUCGGCUAGACAAGUGGCAAGGACUAAAGAGCGAUGCGAAGCCAUAAAAAAGAGCAUGCAAGGGCAGAUAAGUGACUUCGAGGUGCAGCUUGCUCAGUGCAGAGCUGCUGCAAAAACGGCUCAAAAUGAAAGGGACGAGAUACGCAAGAAGAUGCAAGGGCAAAUCUGCAACCUUAAUGAUGCCUUACAACAAGCUCAGGGCAGAAUCAGAUCUCUGCAAGGCCACGUCGAUUUUCUCAAAGUCUCGUACAGUAAUGUUUUCGGAGAUAACGAUCCAUCCGAUCAGCCUGGGUGUGGCCAAAAUGAUCAACAGCAGCAACCAGAUUGUGGACCAACAGAUGACCCAUCAGCCGGCUACGACACUUGUGAUUGUUCAUACUAACAUUAGAGACAAAACUUGACAAAAUUAUAAAAAAAUCUCUUGUGCGCCAUUCUUCACUAAGUAUU